AUGCCAGACGAUACUCACAAAAUAGCCUGCGUGAGGGAUGCUCUUCGUAUGGUUAGUCUGCAGCAAUGGGAUGAUAUUUUCCGAACAUUCCCAUCGAUUCCGGCUGAAGUCAGAAUGGAAAUGGCAGAAACAAUCCCCGUUAACAUGAGGCAAAAGCCCGCUGCUUAUUGCUUAAUGCAGCUUCUUAUCUUGCAGCCCCAACGCAAUGAUCUUGCUUGUCUGCCUCCUCUAUCUGCCGAUUUGUGCCGUCUACGUCAGGACUGCAAAAAAUUACACGAAGGCAAAGCUUCAGUGGAGGAGAUUGUGGACUCCGCGUUGCAGUAUCUUUCGCGAGGAACAAUACUGAAACUAGCGCUGGUGUUCCGUACAUUCAAUCACUGGUCACUCGAUAUCUCGAUGGAGCUGACUGAAUUCCUCCAACAGCCAGAUGUAGAGACUGUUGAGCAGCUGAAGACUCUUUUUCGAGCUCAUUAUGCUCAAGAUUAUGAUGAAUUCACUAUAUUUUUUGUAUGGUGGGGAAUCGAGUAG
Penicillium angulare is the source of this 528-nucleotide messenger RNA. RefSeq lists its product as uncharacterized. Lineage: Eukaryota; Fungi; Ascomycota; Eurotiomycetes; Eurotiales; Aspergillaceae. The transcript is spliced from 2 exons. The coding region runs from base 1 to 528 and encodes 175 amino acids. The record is from RefSeq and is a predicted model, not a curated record.